Brassica oleracea var. oleracea is the source of this 611-nucleotide messenger RNA. Its product is annotated as late embryogenesis abundant protein At1g64065. The record is from RefSeq and is a predicted model, not a curated record. Bases 15 to 611 code for a protein of 198 amino acids. Gene Ontology annotation, cellular component: plasma membrane. Lineage: Eukaryota; Viridiplantae; Streptophyta; Magnoliopsida; Brassicales; Brassicaceae. The transcript has a single exon.
CAUCUCAAGAAAGAAUGUCGGGCUAUGCCAAGAGCAAAGAUGCUCAUGUAGCUCGUGCAAAAGAGAGUGAUACCACCGGUAACAUCAUCAUCUAUACCCUUCUAGGGCUUUGCAUUCUGCUCAGCCUCUUCAUCACCAUCGGUCUCUUUGUCAUAGCCAAGCCACUUGAAGCAAGCUUGACAUCUGUGGCUGUAAAAAGCCUCAGGUACAAUGAUACAUCAUCAUCAUCCUCGCCUUAUUUCAACGCAACACUAGCUAUGGAGAUCAGAAUUGAGAAUCCGAACUUCGGCUUCUUUGAGUUUCCAACUAGUAAAGGAGAUAUCAUGUACAACGGUCGUGUUGUUGGUGAGAUUAAGAUUGAUGGACAGCGAGUGGGUGCAUAUAGUGCCAUUAGAACAGAGGUUUGGACACAAGUGAGUUAUAGAGAGGAUCAUGCACCAUCUGUUUGGUUCAAGAAUGAUAUAAAGAGAGGGUUGAUCAUCCUCAGGGUUGGAGUUAAACUUAGAGGUGAAGUACACUUGGAGGUUUUGAACAAGAGAAGUGUGAAUUUGAAGUGUUUGAUGUAUCUUAAUCUUAUAGAUGAAGUGGUUCCACGUUUGUGGUGCAAAUGA